CCCCGCACGCCCUAUGUACUAAACGAAUUAAGUGUCGACUAGGUAGGACCAGUUGUAGGUACUGAAACAACUGCGUUGGAUGAAUAUACCUGCAAACUUCCCCUUAAUCUCGUCCUAGGCAUCCGGGAGGGCACGAAUAUGGAGCUGAGAUGGAACACCCAGCUAUGACGUCGGAGGGGACCGUGGGGUGAAUUGCGGAGGCUAACCGUGUUCGAGAACAUUUUGCAUUUGCAGUUGCCGACAGCCUGAUGAGUCUUUACAGUGCGAUUGCGCUACCUUUAGCAUGCCUCAGUGGAGUAUGGAUACCGGCCACACUCCUGUGCUGUGUACCAUGGCUGCAGAAGCAAAUGUUAUACCUGCAUUGGGUGACAUUAUGGCCGGGGAAAUGGCUCGGCGAGCCUGAAAGAGCUGGCUUCCUAAAAAACCAAGUUGCGCCGUUCCGCAUACCCACCAGCGACGGCGAGACACUGUUCGCCUGGCUUAUAACGCCUUUGGGGAAGUACUCCAGGCACGCAGCAGACUUCAUUGCGGAGAAGUCGGAACCUGCCGGUGAUGUCGAAUCGAGGAUGGCUUUCAAGCUGCUUCGCGAUGACCCCGAAGCGCGGUUGCUCAUCUACUUUCAUGGUAAUACUGCGACGGUAGCCCAGAGUCGUCGGACAGAGGAAUACCGAAUGUACUCAUCGGGAGCCUCCGACCACAUCUUCGUAUUGGCCUUCGACUACCGUGGAUUCGGCAAGUCAACGGGUACCCCUUCCGAGGCUGGGAUUUUGGAAGAUGCUCACGCCGUCGUCAAGUGGGCCAUGACUACUGCUAAGAUCCCUCCUUCGCAGAUCGUCCUUCUAGGUCAUUCGCUUGGCACGGCUGUAGCAUGUGCAAUCGCAGACCUCUAUGUCACCAGAGAGGAGCCAGUCACCUUUGCAGGCGUCAUUUUGUGCGCCGCGUUUACCAAUAGCGGGAAUGCCUUCUCCGCCUACUCGAUCGGCGGCGUCUUCCCGGUGCUAGCUCCCGUCAAGCUGAUCCCCAGGCUCCAGUCGUGGUUUAGUGCCCGCAUGCGGGAUACAUGGUUUACGGACAGGCGUCUGGCUUCCCUCAUACGUAACAGCUCUCAACUACGUCUGGUCAUCGUACACUCGAUGGACGACACGACGAUGCCCUGGGACCAGUCCGAGGAGCUGUUCAGCACCGCCAUCCGGGCCGCUGCGGAUGCUCCCGCGUCAUCGACCUCACACCAGCGUACAUCAUCUCCAUCAGAACCGGCGCCUAGCUCGCUCGCUUCCAAGCAUUUGAAGUGCAUAGACCUGGGCGAAGCCGGACGGCAAGAGGUGUGGAGCUCCGGAAAAAUCACAAUCAGCAAGCUCAUAGCGAAGCAUGGAGACCAUAACACGAUGAUGAAGUGGUCUCCUAUCGCUUUAGCCGUGCUAGAGUGCUUCGGCUUGACUAGUCUCGACGCUUUCGCUAGAACAGUCCCCUCUAAUCGGUCCUGAUCGUCCGUUCCCGCGCAUCUAUUCCUAUGAACAAAAAGCACCACGGUCACGAGGCACUGAUAUAUACCUAGCCGUCACGACACAAGAUAUCAAGUUCAAGACGUGCGUUGGGUUUCCCCUCCACUCUGUUUCCACGCGCCUUUCACGCUUUAAGCGCCCCAGUCCCGCAUUCUCCGUCUCAGCUACCCCGGAUUUCCAACCAUGGCACCAUCCCACGACUUCCUCCGAACGAUGGAAUUCAACCUUGCGCCCAUCAUGCCUUCACGCAUCAUCGCCAUAGUCUUCUGCGUUACCAUUUCCGUCAUCAUCGUCAGCGUCUUCGCCUUCUUCUUCCUCUGCUGCUACUGCCGUUACUCCUGCCGCUCCUUGCGGCGCAGGAAGUCCACGUCUACUGCACCGCCGCCUGAGGAGACACCCAUGUC
This is a messenger RNA of Westerdykella ornata, 1906 nucleotides long. RefSeq names its product alpha/beta-hydrolase. The record is from RefSeq and is a predicted model, not a curated record. NCBI's taxonomy places the organism in Eukaryota, Fungi, Ascomycota, Dothideomycetes, Pleosporales, Sporormiaceae. The transcript is spliced from 8 exons. The coding region runs from base 249 to 1484 and encodes 411 amino acids.